UAAAAGGAAAUUGCUUGUUUCAGGAAACAGAGUGAGACGUCUUUUGCGAAUUAAAUCGCAGAAUCAUGUCAGAGGGUCAAAAUAAAAAUCCGCCCGUGGACGUGGACAAGACUUAUCUCAAAUCCAAGAGGGGGAUCCUUAAAGUAGCAGAGAUGGUGACCCUGUUCGUAGCGUUCGUGUGUUUCUCCGUCGCAUCCAGGCCACUGUACAUUGCAGCCGCGGUGUUGGAGUUUCUGAUCACUUCGUUGCUGGUGUUGCUGUACGUGCUCAGACUCAACAAGAGGCUGACUUUCUUCAUCUGGCCUCUCGUUGAUGCUUUCAAUUCAGUGUUCGCGGCAGCCUACUUCAUUGUCCUGAGCCUGAUGGCUUUGAGCUCAUACGCUGACCCAGGCACGGUGGUUGGAGGGGUUGUUGGCUUGAUGUCAGCUGGGCUGCUGUGUGUGAGCAGCUACACCCUUUUCAAGAACAUCACAUUCAACAACCCAAGGAGCGAAUGCCAGAAUCAAGACAACUAAUUAAUCAACAUUAAAUGAAUACAGUGUGCUUUUACAUGUGAGCAUAAAAAUCCAAGCUGAUCACUGUCCCAUGAGCUCUGGAAACAGUUUAUUAUCGUACAAUGUGUCUCGAAACUUUUCCACCAAACUACAUGCAAGUUUUCAGCAUAUUUAAGAUUUAAAGUGAAGCUGCUGCAUUGUUUUUCAUGUUUCAAAGUUGCCAUAAAUCUCAUGAAAAGUA
This is a messenger RNA of Chelmon rostratus (copperband butterflyfish), 735 nucleotides long. RefSeq names its product proteolipid protein 2. NCBI's taxonomy places the organism in Eukaryota, Metazoa, Chordata, Actinopteri, Chaetodontiformes, Chaetodontidae. The record is from RefSeq and is a predicted model, not a curated record. Bases 66 to 515 code for a protein of 149 amino acids. Gene Ontology annotation, cellular component: membrane. The transcript is spliced from 4 exons.